Bombyx mandarina (wild silkworm) is the source of this 2704-nucleotide messenger RNA. RefSeq names its product SNF related kinase (gene Snrk). Gene Ontology annotation, molecular function: ATP binding; protein serine/threonine kinase activity. The record is from RefSeq and is a predicted model, not a curated record. Gene Ontology annotation, cellular component: cytoplasm. Lineage: Eukaryota; Metazoa; Arthropoda; Insecta; Lepidoptera; Bombycidae. Gene Ontology annotation, biological process: protein phosphorylation; intracellular signal transduction.
GCGAAGCUGUAUUUCUAAAAGAUCAAUUUAAUUUUUUAGCAAAUGUCGCUUUACUAUGUUGAUGUAUGAUGUAAUUUUAUAAAUAUAAUAUAAUUUGAUAAAAAUUGGCACACCAAAUUCAUUACAAAGAGUUUGCUAUUAAUGGACAGAAUUUAUAAUAUGUGAAAAGGAACAAUUUGAUAAAUUUUAAGUAUUGGUUUACAUUUUUCAGACUUAUAUUUAUUUACAGGAAAUGGCAGUGAAUAACAAUGGCACUAGUGUAGCCAGUGGCACAUAUGACACAAAAAUAGCGGGAUUAUAUGACUUACUUGACACUCUUGGUUCAGGACAUUUCGCUGUUGUAAAGCUAGCUAGGCAUGUCUUUACUGGAGAAAAAGUUGCAGUGAAAGUGAUUGACAAGAGUAAAUUGGAUGAUGUAUCAAAGUCCCAUUUAUUUCAGGAGGUUCGAUGUAUGAAAUUGGUUCAACAUCCAAACGUCGUACGCCUAUAUGAAGUAAUAGAUACACAAACUAAGCUAUAUUUAAUUUUAGAAUUGGGAGAUGGUGGUGAUUUAUAUGACUAUAUCAUGAGACACGAAUCUGGUCUUUCUGAAUCUCUAGCACGUGAUUAUUUCAGACAAAUAGUUCGUGCAAUCUCGUAUUGCCAUAGAUUACAUGUUGUUCAUCGAGACCUCAAACCUGAAAAUGUAGUUUUUUUCGAAAAAUUAGGACUAGUCAAAUUGACUGACUUUGGUUUUAGCAAUAAAUUUUGUCCAGGUCAGAAAUUAGAGACAUCCUGUGGUUCACUUGCUUAUUCAGCUCCUGAAAUAUUGUUGGGUGACUCUUAUGACGCUCCUGCUGUGGACGUCUGGUCUCUCGGCGUCAUUCUCUACAUGUUAGUAUGUGGACAGGCUCCAUUUCAGGAAGCCAAUGAUAGUGAAACUUUGACAAUGAUAAUGGAUUGUAAAUAUACAAUUCCUUCACAAAUUUCAAAUUCAUGCAAAAGACUCAUUGGAAGAAUGUUAGUGAGAGAACCAGAGAAACGGGCGUGCCUAUCCGAAAUCGCCACAGAUCCUUGGGUCACUGCAGGUGAAGGUGUCACCAUAGAAGACUUCGAUACGCCGCUCGUUGCCAAAGAACAAUUAACUGAUGAGGACCGUUCAGCUAUAAUUCAAAGAAUGGUUAGUGGCUCGAUAGCCACCAAAGAAGAAAUAUUGGAAGCUCUGGAUAAAAACGAGUACAAUCAUAUAACGGCAACUUAUUUUUUACUCGCCGAAAGAAAGCUGAAAUCAAAUAGGUCGGAAGCUUUGCGUAGACAAGAGGGUCCGCGUCGUCCCGAGGCUCUGAGCGUGCAGCGCGCCGCCCCGCAGUCCCUGCUCGCGCCCCCCGCGCGCGCCCUCGCACCGCGCACGCCACGGACGCCGCAGGACGUCCCACCGAGGUCUAGAAAAUGCAGUAUAGUAAGAGAAGAAGAUGAUGACGAGGAGAGCGCGGUCCCGGGCGGUUGCGGUGCGCGGGACGGAGACACGCGACGCGGCUCUCGCUCCGAGGGACGUCUGCAUCUCGCAGCCAGGCUCGUGCCGUCCGCGCAGCCCUCCCACCGCCCCGCCCUCUUAGCGGAUAACCUCACAAAGGUGAAUUUGGAUGAUGAAGGUGGCGGGAUCGCAACGCCGGCACCGAGAGUGCCGCCGCCGGCUCCACCUCCCGCUCGCCGGAACCGAAUAGAGUGUCGCCGCCGAAGACCUCGCGCCGGCUCUUGCUCCUCGUCGGACUUAUCCGAUGACGACUCCGAGAAAAAGAAGCGGGCUGCCGAACGAGCCGACGUCGCACUUGAUGGUGCUCGCCGAGAUUCUCAUGACGACUCCAGCGACAGUCAGGAGCGAGGGGCCGGGGCCGGUGCCGGGGCGGUCGGCGGCUCCGAGGCGGGAGCGCAGGCCGCCGGCGACGGCACGUCAGCCGCGGGGGGGCGGGGCGCGAGGGGCGGGGACGCGGGCGGGGACGGCAGGGCGGGCAGCGGGGCGGGCACGGGCCGGCGCCGCCGCACCUCUAAGCACGAGAGUCGGCUCCGCGAGUCGCGGUCGUUGAACCGCAUCGCGGAGGUGGAGGAGGCGGGCGGCGCGCGGUGGUCUCGCAGCGGGCUGGUGUCGCUGUGCGGGCGCCCGCUGCUCCGACUGCUGGCGGCGGCGCGUCCCUCUCCGUCAGCGCGCCGGUUGCACGGACUGUGUUAGCGACUCCGCUGGUCUAUAAAGUCCCUUUCAGUUUAAACGUAUUUAUUUAUUUCGUCUUUGAACUUGAGCAUCUGUCGAGUCUGUCCGUGAAGCAUGGUCCGACGCCAGCGACCGAACUGACCUGCGUAACGUUUCAGACAUGAAACAGAAACUUGAUUUUUAAUGAAAAAAAAACCACAUGCUACAUUUACUGUCUUUAAAAGGCAAAAAAUACAGUACGGUUUGUACGAUUCAUGAACGUUUGUUCAUUUUGUAUAACGAAUUAUAGAAGUCGGUCGCAGUUUUGCCAUCGAGCUACUCGUUGGUUCGUUCGACUAUAUUUCACAGGUGACGACAGGGUUUUUGGACUUCUACUUUGAUUGAAUAUUAUAAAUACAAUCUUUAUAAAGCUCGUGCUUAUAAAAUCUGCAAUAUUUUUACAUAUAUUCUGAAACACCUGUUAGGUGACAAAUUUUAAUUUUAUUGAACAUUUUCCUAGAAAAAACUACAAUAGGAUUU